AUGGGUAGAAGAAAAAUCGAAAUUGAACCUAUCAAGGAUGAUAGAAAUCGUACAGUGACUUUUAUAAAGCGAAAAGCAGGGCUAUUUAAAAAGGCUCAUGAAUUGUCUGUGCUUUGCCAAGUAGAUAUUGCUGUCAUUAUUUUAGGAUCUAAUAAUACAUUCUACGAAUACUCUUCUGUUGAUAUGAGCAACUUGCUUACUGUUCAUCAGAAUAACAUCGAUCUUCCUCAUAAUAUCAUAGAACCUUCCGAUUAUGGUGACUAUGUGAAAAAACCACGUGUUGUUCUGAAUGAAAGAAAACGUAGGCGAAGAAGAGCAGCCGUGUUGCAACCAGCUUCCCGUUCUGGGAGUAGUACUGCUUCCAGUCAGGAUUCUUCCAGUAUACAAAACAAUCGGAAUCUAAGCGCUCCGUCAGCGCCAAAUGACGCCGGAAAUACCUGUGUAAGUACACCAUUGGUACAUUACGAGGGAGGAAUAUCCCGAAGUGGAUCCAGUAAUUCUAACUGUACAAGGAAUAAUGCAGAAUAUCCAGUGUUCCAAGACUGUUUACACCCUGGUGGAAAUUUUCAUGCUAAUAAUUAUAAAGAGAGUGUCGAUCAACAACUUCUUGCUAACGAGACUCUUCAUAGAGACUUUAUGAACAAGAGGAUUAGGUUGGAUACACGACCACUUCUUCCUGGAUCUAACCAGUCUAGUUAUCAUAACUUUUACCCGUCGCCCUAUGAAAAUUUGCCAAAGCCUUCGUUACCUACCAGUUUAGUGGGCAAUAUUCCACCCUUUCAAUCUCAAUUUGUACAAGUCAUUCCGGCAAAUACUAACCUGACUGGGAGAACAUUUAAUGGCACGGGUGAUAAUGAGACCAUUGAAACAAGGCAAAAGAUACCUCCAGCAGUUACUAUUUCAAAUGCUUCAGAUGGUCCCGCUCCAGUGCAGACGAUGGUCCACCACCUGAACCAACUAAACAGCAAUAGAGGAAAACUCUCAGGGAAACCUUAUUUAAAGUUAAGCAUCCCUGGGGCCACAAGUGAUCCCUGCCAGAAGUCACCAGUGGUGUAUUCAGCAACCGCAUCACCGAAGACGGAUUUACAACCCACUCCUGAACAUGUGCUUAGCAGCAACAUGUCCUCGCCCCUUUCUCGUUCGAAAAUUUUGGCGUUAAAGAACAAUGAUGUAGACGGCUCAUAUCAUAAUGGCCGGUGUGCCAGCACACAUGUAAAUAACAAAGCAUUCUUUCUGAAGCCGCCAAUUGGUAGACCGCCUAAAUUUCCGAAAAGUCCGUCUUCUUCUAUUGUGGUUUUCCCUUCCUCAGUAGCUAGUUCAAGUGUGAAAUCGACAAAUUCGACGAACUCUCCCGAUUAA
Saccharomyces paradoxus is the source of this 1359-nucleotide messenger RNA. RefSeq names its product Smp1p (gene SMP1). Gene Ontology annotation, molecular function: RNA polymerase II cis-regulatory region sequence-specific DNA binding; protein dimerization activity; DNA-binding transcription factor activity, RNA polymerase II-specific. Gene Ontology annotation, biological process: positive regulation of transcription by RNA polymerase II. Lineage: Eukaryota; Fungi; Ascomycota; Saccharomycetes; Saccharomycetales; Saccharomycetaceae. Bases 1 to 1359 code for a protein of 452 amino acids. The record is from RefSeq and is a predicted model, not a curated record. The transcript has a single exon.